AAAUCCUCGGGCGGUAGCAGUCACCAGGUUGCCGAGGUGAUCGUCCACGAGAUGUACGUGACGAACUGGCACGGUGUCCCGGAGAACGACGUCGUCGUGAUGAGAGUGAAGAACCCGUUCAAGCUAGAUGCAACCCGUAAGCCCAUCAAGUUGUUCAAGCAGGGCGAGGAAUCCGUGCCUGGAAUCAGCGCCAUUAUCACGGGAUGGGGCGCGACCAGAGAAGGAUCCAGUACCACCGAGGUUUUGCAGACGGUCGCGGUCCCCAUCGUGUCGAAGGUCUCGUGCGACGAAGCGUACAAGUCUUACGGUGGAUUGCCGGCGGGACAGAUUUCCGCGGCGAUACCCGAGGGAGGUAAGGACGCCUGCCAAGGAGAUUCCGGCGGCCGUCUCGCCGGACUCGUGUCCUGGGGUUACGGCUGCGCCCGCAAGUGAUAUCCGGGCGUGUAUACCGAGGUUGCUGCCUUCAGCGAUUGGAUCACGUCCAAGACUGGAGUCAAGGCGUAA
This is a messenger RNA of Ceratina calcarata, 504 nucleotides long. Its product is annotated as mite allergen Der f 3-like. Gene Ontology annotation, biological process: proteolysis. The transcript has a single exon. NCBI's taxonomy places the organism in Eukaryota, Metazoa, Arthropoda, Insecta, Hymenoptera, Apidae. Gene Ontology annotation, molecular function: serine-type endopeptidase activity. The annotation marks the transcript as partial. The record is from RefSeq and is a predicted model, not a curated record.